AGUCUCAUGACCGGUCAUGGGCCUAGCACGAGUGAGCCGUCAACCGGCUUCCUUGUAUGUUCUCGAUAGACAUGCGUACGAUUCUCUUCUCGAUGAAACUUAAUCGCUACAUGUUCAUUUAGAACAAUUUUAUAAAACUUAAUUUAUUAAAUUUAACAAUUAAACCAUGUAUUUUUCAAAUUUUCUUAAUAUAAUUGUACUGUGCUCACUGCUCUCGGCCACCUUCAUACCAAAUAUUGGAGGUUCGGAAGAUGGCAAGAAAUCGAAGAGCGCCAGAGCAUUGGAGACGCAAGACGCCGGAGGAGACGACGAUACUGGCGGUUUGGACCAAAGAGAUAGACUCGAGGACGAUGACGAGGAAACAACCAAAGUACCGCCGGGAUUUCUGAGUCCGUCCGUGAGGGAAUACUUGGAACUAGGAAGGUCGAUUCCAGGCAAACCAGGCACGGACUACCCGGUACUGGCCGUGGUACCAUACACAGACUUCUAUUGCGACGACCAACCGUACCCAGGCUUCUUCGCGGACGUGGACACCAGGUGCCAGGCAUGGCACUACUGUGACAUCGACGGCCGGCAGGCGUCGUUCCUGUGCCCGAACGGAACGCAGUUCAGUCAGGCCGUGUUCGUGUGCGACUGGUGGUUUAACGUGCGAUGCGACCUCAGCAAGGAACUGUACCACAUCAACGAGCGGCUGUACCGGACCACACCGCGACCGGAUAGGCCCCACAGAGUUCUCACCAAGGAGCUGCUCGACCAGAUAUUCCUCUGAUCGGACACUACAAGAUUUAUAUCCACAUCAUAACAGUGUUUAACGCCUUUACACACACACACACACACACACACACACACACACACACACACACACACAUGUAUAGGAUUUAUGAUUCAUACUUUUUAAAUACGAUGUAACAAGACGUCAGAGGCAGUUCGGUUGAUAUGUAAACAAGGUGUAUCUGAAGGGUAUAAGGCAAAUUUAAAUGUAAUUUUCUUAGGGUAAAAUUGGUAAAUUCUUCAGAUGCACCUCUCUCCCACCCCUUCCAUAUAUACAUCGCACGCAAAGCGACGUCUCGUCUCCUCUCUUUCUCUCUUUCGGGAAUAUCAAUAUUAAUUAUCGCACUUAAAUAAUAUAACAGUUUUUAUAUGCCCAUAAAAAAUGUUCCAACAAUAACUCAAACUAGAAAAAAAUCAAACGGUUUAAAUAAAUAAGCGCAUAAACGAUCAAUUUAGUUUUUGCUCUCGAAAGAUUUUGAAACCUAUACAAUAUAAAUCAAGUAAACUUUAGAAAGUGACCAUGGUGCCUGCGGCUUGUACAACAACCUGUCAACAGAACGUCCACUGCCACCGCGAACAUAUCAUAUUAUAAUAUCGUCAAGUCGACAAGACCUUUGUACAUUCAUAUUUUCUAGAAUUCCGCUUACGCCCACGGCGAUAGCAUUUUUACAGCCCGCGAACGUCACACGACUAAAAA
Myzus persicae (green peach aphid) is the source of this 1468-nucleotide messenger RNA. RefSeq lists its product as uncharacterized. Gene Ontology annotation, cellular component: extracellular region. The transcript has 3 exons. The record is from RefSeq and is a predicted model, not a curated record. NCBI's taxonomy places the organism in Eukaryota, Metazoa, Arthropoda, Insecta, Hemiptera, Aphididae. Bases 167 to 769 code for a protein of 200 amino acids. Gene Ontology annotation, molecular function: chitin binding.